AUGGGAGUCGAUGCAUUCUCGAAGAGUGAGAUGAUCGCGUUGGGGUUCGUCUUUUUGAUCCUCCCCUGCAUUUUUGUCGCUCUUCGAAUCUGGGCCAAAUUGAUUUCACGGCAUAGUCUGCAGGCAGAUGACUAUCUGAUCUUCGUGGGACUAGUGAGUCCAAAUACCAAGGAAGAAGGCAUGCGCGAACAUAUGGAUGAUUAA
Molecule: messenger RNA, 204 nt
Organism: Penicillium chermesinum
Lineage: Eukaryota; Fungi; Ascomycota; Eurotiomycetes; Eurotiales; Aspergillaceae
Exons: 1
Coding region: 1-204 (67 amino acids)
Source: RefSeq, a predicted model, not a curated record